Messenger RNA from Puntigrus tetrazona (Sumatra barb), 7871 nucleotides. RefSeq lists its product as uncharacterized. The record is from RefSeq and is a predicted model, not a curated record. NCBI's taxonomy places the organism in Eukaryota, Metazoa, Chordata, Actinopteri, Cypriniformes, Cyprinidae. Gene Ontology annotation, cellular component: postsynaptic density; actin cytoskeleton; cytoplasm. The transcript is spliced from 20 exons. The coding region runs from base 353 to 4000 and encodes 1215 amino acids. Gene Ontology annotation, biological process: regulation of dendritic spine morphogenesis.
AGGAAGGGGGGGCUGCUGGUGGAGUGGGGGGGGUUAUAUGAAUAUCAGAUGAGCUUGGUUUGUGCCAUGCGGACCUGCGUACACGCACACACACACACGCUCACACACACCACGCUGGCCAGCAAUAGGCUGGUGCAGACGAUUCCCAGUGAAGACACGGAUCUGAGACGGAGGGAGAGAUCAGGAUGGGUGUAGCAGGAGAAAUGAAGGAGGACGAGGCUGCGUAAGACAGCGCUGAGAGAUAAAGCGAGGGUGGGUGAGCAGAAGGAGACAGCACCAGCCUCAGCAGGUUUGUGAGGGAGAAAGAGAGAGGGAGGACUAGAAGAACAUCUGGCGAGAUAAAGCGCUUGUGAUGUUGCGAGGGGAUGAUGCCGAAUAUCAGCGCCGCUAUCACACUCUGGGCAGCAACACGCGCCGCCUCUCCAACCCCGACAUGGAGGCCUACGCCAAGCUCCACAAGAGCGGCGACAUGGAGCAUCAGAGAAACAAAUACCCCCCGCAGCACGCCGCCACGCUGGUCAACACCAACUGCGCGCGGCAGCAGCCACAUUACUGGAGUUUUAAGGCGCGGACUCCACGCGGCGCGGCGGGGCUGCAGCAGCAGUCUCUGGGCGAGCAGGUAGGAGGGCGCCUGUGUUAUGCGUCCGCGGAGAGUUUGGAAAGCAUGGCCGAUGCUGAGCUGCCGCUGGGCUUCAGUCGCUCCAACAUCCUCAGACAGAGUCUUCCUCUGGCGCGGUCGCCCAGCCAGGCUAAACUGAGAGCGCCAGCGGUGUUGUUCCUGCAGUUCGGCGACGAGACGCGGCGGGUGCACAUCACUCACGAGCUGACCAGCAUGGAGACGCUUCACGCCCUCAUCGUACACAUGUUCCCUCAGAAGCUGACCAUGGGCGCCUUGCGUUCGCCCGGCACGGCCCUGCUCAUCAAAGACGAGGCGCGCAACAUCUUCUACGAGCUGGAGGACCCUCGCGACAUCCACGACCGGUGUCUCAUCAAGAUUUACUGCAGAGAGGCUCCCAUACGAGACACGCACUACAAUCCUCAACACGCGGCCCACCCCGUACACCACACACACAUCGCCAACGGAGACCUGCGGAGAGAGCUGGUGUACACCUCGAGGGAAUCGUCUCCCACGCGCCGUUUAAACACACUCCCGUCUUCCUCUCCUCCCUCUGGAUCUCCGUCACGCUCGCAGUCGCGUCUUUCUUACACGGGCGGGCGUCCUUCCUCUUACGCCGGACCCCACCCGUCGCCUCAGCUCCACCCGUAUCAGCAACACCACGCCCACCCCGGAGGACACGCCCCCCAGCAAACCGGCCACGCCCACCCCGCGUUUUGCCCCUCCCCAAGUGCCAUUCUAGAAAGGCGCGACGUGAAACCGGACGAGGAAAUAGCAUCGUCUUCGAAGAGCGUGGUGUUGCUAAAAAACGAGGCGAUAUACGCAGACCCUUAUUCGCUCGUCCAGGACCCCCGGCUGAGCGUGGCUUCGCCGCAGGCUCUGGCCUACCGUCGCGGAUCUGUGCGCUCGAUUAGCGGCUAUCCUGCCGCUGCGUUGCAGUGUGAGCUCGAGGGCGCCCUCUACAGGCCCGGCGGUCCAAUAUACGCAGAUCCAUAUGCUACGAUGGGUUUCCGCACUUUACCUCCGGCCUCGCCUCAGAAAAUGUCUGAUGGCAGGGACCCCUACGGGAGCCACCCGGGACGAGGGUCCCCCGGGAGACACGGGUUUCGUAAAGAUGGCACUGUGUAUAUAGAGAGUCCCAAGAAUCGUCCAGGAGGGCCCCCUAUGGAGCAGAUAUGCAUGCUCGGGGGCCCCGGUGGAGAUGGAGGGCCGAUGCCGGUGUACGGAUCAACCUUACCUGGUAACGAGGAGACCAGAGAGCGAAUGGAGGCCAUGGAGAAGCAGAUAGCCAGUUUAACCGGAUUGGUUCAGAGUGUUUUGACCCGAGGACCAGACAGCCCUGAGAAAGCAGAAACGGCGAGUGACUGCUCCGCGCCGGAGACUGGAAGGUUUAGAAAACAAAAAGUGUCGUCUCCGUCCGCUCCUCUGGCGCUGAUGCCGCCUCCGCCCUCCGCAGCCUCUCAGCCAAUAGCAAUGUCCCGUUCACAAAUGCAGCUGCACCUGACUGACCUGCAGCAGCACACCGUUGAACUGCGCAAACAGCUGACACAACUGCGCCAGUUACAGCUGCAGAACCAGGACUCUGUUCAGGCGUUGCUGAGGCAGACCGAGUCUGAUUUGGGGAUGUGUCUGAUCGAGGCGUCCCGCACGCAAGAAGAUCCGUUACAGCGCCAGCGUCUUCUGGUUGAGGAGGAGAGGCUACGCUAUCUUAAUGAAGAAGAACUUAUCAUACAGCAGCUACACGACCUCGAGCGCUCGGUGGAGGAGAUGAGGAUGGGGGCGGGGCUUAACCAUCACCUGGUGACCGAACAGGAAAUAGAACAGAAGAGUCUGGAGCUCAGGAGGCUCGGAGAGACCGUCACUGACCUCAAGAAUCAGUUCCCCACUUUACAAAGUAAAAUGCGCGUGGUGUUGAGGGUGGAGGUGGAAGCCGUCAAGUUUCUGAAAGAGGAACCGCUCAGGCUGGAGGCCCUGUUGAAACGCUGCAGAAACAUCACCAAUACACUCGCUCUACUACGAAGGCAGGUAUCUGAAGGUGUGUGGAGGACACCCGAUGACUUCAGCAGUUCAGUUUCCAGCGUGAGUGACGCUGACUUCAGCAGGAGCUCUGAUCUAGAUAUUCUCAACAGCCCUUCUUUAAAUCUGCCCGACCUCGGGGGCACCUUAUCGGCCACUGCCACUCUUUCUGCCUCCCUGGGUACUAAUACCACAAAUCCUGGCCUGACGAGUGCUUCCAUUAUAGGAGGCACCACUAGUCUUUCUAACGUGCUGGGCUCCACUGUUGGUGCCAGUAUGAGCAGCAUUCCCGGCAGCACCACGCUGGGUAACUGGCUGGCAGGAGCCGGGGCCACAGAUCCCAUCAUGCCUGAACUGGACGGCACCUCCGCAGGUCCAAUAAAGACCAGCGGCUUGGAAGAUCUGCCCACACGCAGAGAAUCUGAUAAAGGAGUGUCUGUGGAGGUCCGACUGGCUGCAGAGCGAGACUGGGAGGAGAAGAGAGCCAGUUUGACUCAGUUCAGCGCUCAAGACAUCAAUCGUCUGCUGGAGGAAACUCAAGCUGAGCUGAUGAAGGCCAUUCCAGACCUGGACUUCGCCGCCAAGCAGAUCACAAAGCCGGCUGUACCGCCAAAACCCCAGCUGUCCUCCCUCCCGGCGCCCGGCUCAACAUCCUCCACUCCUAGCUUAACACCUGAACAUCAGCCGAGCAAAACCCCACCGAAACCACCCAGCAAAGACGGCAUCCCACGCAGGGGAUCAGGUGUGGUUACAUUAUCAGGGGAGCUGACAGUGCCACGAUAUCGUACAGAGAAGCCAUCCAAGUCUCCACCCCCUCCUCCUCCGCGACGAAGUUUCCCAUCAGGCCUUGGGCUCACAACCAACAGCAGUGGAGAAGUUAUCACCAUAAACAAGAAUGUGAAGAAACUGGAGAAGAUGGAGAACAGAGAAGAGGCUGAAGUGCCGACUCAAUCCCAGACGCCUCCCGUGAAACUGAGACGUCCGUCGACCUCCGACGGGCCCCGACCUUCAUCCACGCCUCCGGUCAUCGCUGCUUCUGGGAUGAAGGAGGAUGAGGAUGAAGAUGAGAAGAUAAUGGCAGAGCUGGAGGCGUUUCAGAGAGCCCCAGUGAGACUGAGGGUCACUGCUGAGGCCCAAAGCCCUGCUGAGGUCACUCCUAACAGUGUUGACAGGGCGGGCCAGUGGAUCAGCAACUCUCUGUGGAGAGAGCCCGUAGGCACUCCGCCGGGCUCCGGCAAACUGGUGCAGCCGUCUGCGGCGUCCCGUCUGAGGCACCUGCAGCAGAGCAGCCUGGAGCGGCGCAGCCGGAAACAGCAGGAGGAGUUCCCCAAGCUCCAGCAGGGUCAGCAGCAGGUAUUCCACUUCUAACAAUAGCUGCGCCCUGCUAUCGGCUGACUUUGUCGUUCGGGCUCAAACUCACCCGAGCGCGCACUUCCAUACGAGCUGCUACGUCUCCCGGCUGCUGCACAGAUGUUACGGUUUUCCACUGCGCGAUGGGGGUUUCCCCCGUGUGCUCACAGAUUACGUGUUUUUAUUUCUCUUCCGAGCUACACGAACUAUUCUUCCAGAACGAGAGAACGGUACCAGGGAAAGACACCAAUAGACAGUCGCUCAGUAGCUCGUUGCAGACAUUUAGGCCUGAGAUUUCUGUUAUUAAGUACACAGGUGCAAAUAUAUGCUGUCAUUCCAUGUAUUGGGGUUGGUUAGUGUAACGUGGGCUUUGGGUUUCUUGUUUAGGGUUAAGGGAUAUCUAAAAUACAAACGAACGGAGACUUGAACGGACGUGACUCGGCAUGAACAGAAACACAACUAACAGAUAGCAGGUUUUACAGAUAAUACUCAACAAUGGCAAUAAAUGGCUAUAAAUACCAAACAACGAGGGUCACGCGAUGCAAAGCAACCAAUGGGGAACAAGGAACAAGGCAACCCAUCACAACGUGGCACAGAGAGAAGAGUAGCACACGACAGGAGCACAAAACAAGGCAAAAUAUCAAAAAUGAAAGACCAGAAACCUGAACAAGAAACAAAACACAAACCCCACGUUACAGUUCGCCUGCAAGGUCUCUUUUGCUCACCAAGGCUGCAUUUAUUUGCUCAAAAAUGGCCCAAAAAAAUUAAAUGUCGUGAAAAAUGAUUACACGUCAAAAUAGCCAAUUUCUGUUUGAGUAUGUUAUUAUUAACGAUGAAAACAGUUGUGCUGCUUCGUAUUUUUGUGGGAAGUGUAAUAUGUUUCUGUUUUCAGAAUAGAAAUUUCAAUAUAACUGCAUUCAUUUGACUUCGAAAUUGUUUAUAAGAUAAUGAGUGUCUUUGCAGUCACUUUUGAUGAAUUUAAUGCAUCCUUGCUGAAUAAAAGUAUUAAUUUUCAUCAAGUAAGGGACCGCGUCAUUUUCAAAGUGUAGUGUACUUGCAUAGAUUACUUUUCAGGCCUUGAAUAUUUCAGAAGGUAAUUAAGACCAAUGAUGUCACCGAAUCGGCAAAAACCGAAGUCCCUGUCCUUGUGCCAUCUUUGACUUGUCCUCUCAGUCUCUAACGCUCUUUGUCUGUAAUCUUCAAGUAACUCUUCUGGUCCGAAGCAUUACAUUUUGAUGAGUACUCAAGCUGUCAGAUCCCAGCUGAAAGAAGCUUUUGUGCCGUGCCUUCCCUGUACUCAUGACAGGACAGGUCAAGGUGAGAUGGCGUACGUGACCUAGAUACCUUCUGACAUUGUCACUGUGAUGCUUUAAAGUGUCAAAACUUUCGAAAGAUCGGUUGGAAAAGAGAAGGAAUUGGAGAUGAGAUGCGGGCUUUGAUCAUGGUCAGGUUUGGCGAGCCAACCUGGGAAAAAGAAUCGAUUUGUAGGAUGCGUUGAAGCCGACGUGAAAUUUUACUUUCUUAAUCUGACGUAUUUAUGAGGGAAAACCGGUUGAGAUUUUGAGGCGUUGUUUAGAUUGUAAAAAAGGGAAUUUUUGGGGGGAAUAAUGCAUACUAAAUGAUGGACAAAAGAUCCAGGGAUGAAUAUAAUAAGAAAGUUAAUUUUUUGUGGCCAAGAAUGUGUACUGAGAAAGUAAAUAAGGUGAAUUUAAAUUUUAUGUCAUGCUUAUUUUACACAAAACAGCUCAAAUAGUCUAUUAAAAGCCUAGGAACGAGUAUUAAGAAAGUAAAAAAGGAACAAUUGAAUUUUAUGUCAUGCAUAUUUUACACAAAACGGCUACGCUGUGGACAAAAAGAGCGUAGGAUGUGUACUAAGAAAGUUAAUAGGGGGAAUUUUUAUUUUAAUUCAUGCUUAUUUGACCCGAAAUGACUAAAUCAUGGAUCAAAAGACCAGGAAUGAGUAGUAAGAUAGUUAACUUUGGUUUUGCUUUAUGCUUAUUUCACACAAAACUGCUAAACCGUGAAGGAACAGCUGAACCAAAUGGGUAAAUCGUGGAUAAAAUGGCUAGAAAUCUGUGUUGAUUUCAUUUAAAAUCGUUAAGAGGAAUAUUUGAUGACGUAACGCACAGAAGAUUGAAGAGGAACGGUAAGACUGCAGUGUUGCUGUGGUGUUGCACAGUCUCUAUCUUUCAGAGCAACUCGCAAACUCAGCGCUCCGCAAAAUCCAUCCCGAAAGAGCGAGAGGAAGGAGAUUGAGUGCAAACCCUGAGGGAGGGAAGGGAAAAAUUGGGUGGAAAGACAGAGAAAAGGAAGAGAUAAGACGAAGAGGUUUGGUUUGUGUCCUCCAUCUUCUGCGGGGUUAAUCGACAGACUAUUAGCUCAGCGUAUGCUCAGAGUUAGCCGGCCCGCCGCAGACUGUCUAAUGCACUCGAGGGGCAAAUUAAUAUCUCCAAAAUGAAAACAGUGAAUCUUUUAAUUGGCAGUGACACGACUACAAGAUAAGAUGCUUUACAGACAAGCCAGUUAAAGGAACAGAUCACCUAAGAACAAUCGUCAUUUUCUCACCCUCAUGUCGUGCAUGACUUUUGUUGCCGAAGUUAUUUGUAAAAGUGUUCGAGAUGCUGUUUUUAUAGCACCGGAUCCAAAAAGACAAAACUAUGGAAGCCGAUAAGAAAAAGGUUAUUGCAACUUUACGUUACAUCAUUCUGAAAGAGAAAAUAUUGUGAGAUUCUCAUUUGAAAUAAAAAUAGUUGUGAGGUUUGGGAGUUGUAAACUCAAAAAAAAUCUGAAUUUCAAGAACUUAAAGACAAGCCGAUUUAGAGACGAGCUUUAGAAUUGUUAUGUCAGCAAAAUUUUAAUUCAUAGAAAAUCAUCAGAACUGCAAGGUUUAAAUUCAUAGUUCACAGAAAAAUGUCCAAAUGGCAAGAUUCAAACUCAGGGUUCUAAGAAAAAACAUUCCAAAUUGGAAGAUUUAAACUCAGAAUUCCGUGGAAAAAUUCCAAGUUGCGACCUUGAAACUCAGAAUUCAGAGAGAAACACCAGGAUUGUGAGACGUAAGCUCAAAAUUUAGAGGAAAAAAAAUCUGAAUUGUCACUCAGAAAUGAUAGAGAAACAUUCCAAAGCGCAAGAUUUGAACAGAAUUCUGAGAAGAAAAAAAAUCCAAGUUGCACGAUUUAAACUCAGAAUUCAUAGUGGGGAAAAAAACCCAUUUCAAAACGCAAAAUUUAAACGGAAUUCAGGGAAAAAAAUACAAAUUGCAAGAAAUCAGAAUAUUAGAGAAAAUUGUCAAAUUUACUUGAUAUUGUGAGAAAAAAUUGGAGCUUUAAAAAUAAAAUGUCGCAUUUUUGUGUUAUGUUACUCUACAUAUUAUAUGUUAAUGACAGCACUAUACAUGUAGAAACCGGUAAACAGGUUCGAAUGAGGCUGAGGAAACGACAGGGUUUGUCUGUGGCUGCAUGGAUCCCUGUCCGUGGUUGGUUGUCAGGGUUCUCUGUCUGUCACCGAGUGUACAGCACAGACUGAGAGGAUUAAACAGACAGUCACCGUGGCAACCGUGGAACGAGGCAAGCAGCCCCUCCAUAGCAACCAGUGGAGACUGUGAUACCUGCAUUCCCACACAUUUAGAAACGGCUGCUGCUCACUUGGUCAGGUUUAAUUCGGCUGAAUAACCGUGUUUGUGGUUAUGUUCACAAUGGAAUACUAGCAUGCAUACUGUGUUCCUGUAGCUCAAACAGCACGCUACUACAAACACCAAGCCCGGUUUGAUUCACAGGGAAUACAGGAAGUUAUAAGUGUAGAAUUAUAUGGAAAAUGCAUAAAUGCAGUGGUGAGAUAUGUGCGUGCUAUAUAUAUAUUUAUUAUAUAUAUAUAUAUAUAUAUAUAUAUAUAU